ACAAAAUUUGUUUCCCAUUCGGUUGCAGAAAUUUGUAGUUACAUAUAGUUUUGAAUAAGUUAAUAAAAAUGAAUCGUUUAAUGAAUAUAACACUGCUUAAAAUAGGCGAUAUGCCUUUGAGCCGCAUGGCAUACAGCAAAAAGGACGAUCCUUGCAAAAAGGAAGACCCAUGUGCCAAAAAGGAGGACCCAUGCAAAAAGGAGGAUCCCUGCGAAAAGAAGGACGAUGCUUCCAAGAAGAAGGGGGACGGUGGUGUCUGUGGUCGAAAGCAGGAACCCUCUGGUCCGAAAUGCAAAGACGGCAAGCCAGGGGGCAAAAAGUAAGCUGACCAAAUGGCGCCUGUGGCAGCUCUAAGCAUUCCACAUACAGCGCCUAAUGACCCAACAAAUUGCCAUAUUGUUGCUGCUGCGAGUGCAGUGGCGAGAGCGGGCAAGGGGCAAAGAUGAAUCAGCGCUUAUUUUACAGCUGCCUGAGCAAACAGAGAUCAUAAAACCGAAAACGCACAGACAUUAUAAAGUCAUAAAGCAACAAGUAAAAUGGGCAACAAAAAAGAUAUAUAGCGACUAAAGGAAAAAAACAGCGUGAUAAAAGUCGGCAUACGCUAUCUUGUGAAUUUCCAUGGACAAUUUUAUGGCUGGCCCCAUACUAGCCCCUUGGCAUCUGGUACUGCUGCUGCUACUACUUGUAGUAAUAUAUUCUCAAACUUUUCGAUUGGAAAUAAGUGCAAAUUACCGGAAAAUAUAUACAUAUAGUACUAGAGACCUUUUUGAAAA
This is a messenger RNA of Drosophila busckii, 773 nucleotides long. RefSeq names its product sperm-specific protein Don juan. Lineage: Eukaryota; Metazoa; Arthropoda; Insecta; Diptera; Drosophilidae. The record is from RefSeq and is a predicted model, not a curated record. Bases 69 to 323 code for a protein of 84 amino acids. The transcript has 2 exons.